CGAAUAACCAAGGUCAGAGGUGAACUAUGCCAAAAUAAAACUAGUAAAAGGUUGAAAGAUCAGUGAAAAUCAGUGAAAUCGAAGGGAUCGAAAGAGAGAAAUGCUGCUGAUGGACGCGCUGUUCAACAGCCUGUUGGUGGUCAGUUCCGGCUAUGCGAUGUACACGCUGCAUCCCCUGGAGACGCCCUACGGCUAUGCGACGGCGGCCUUGAGCCUGGUCCACGGCCUCCUGGGGGUGGUGCGGGCGGCGAGCAACGACGACGACGAGUGCAACCGGGUGCGAUUGAUAACGUCGGGAAUCAUGGAGAUCGUACCGCUGCCGCUGGCCAAUAUCGAGCUGUAUUUGAAGUCCAGCAACCCGAGUUUGGCCCUGGCCCACGGCUCUUUCGUCGUCCCACUGGUCUACGAUCUGAUGGCCAAGAUGGGCGACAACGAGGACACCUCCACGGAGACGCUGAAGGAGCUCACCCUGCUGGGAAACGUGGUAUCGUUGCUCUUUUUGGGCGUCAAUCAGUCGAGCAAUCUGUACGGCGGCAUGGCGGCCAUCGCCUUUGCGGCCCGCUACGGAUCCGUGAUCCUCGACUACUAUUGGGAGGGCCUCGGCGCCGACUUCACCCUGCUGGCCCACUCCCUGUUCGUCGUCCUGAUGACCCUGACCCUCUCGGCCAAACUAUGAAGAUCCAUGGUCAGCCCAUACAAAAACCAAAAGCCAAAAACCAAGGCCAGCGACGGGGUUCGGUUCGUUGGCUUCCAGCUCAAUAAACUUGCAAUUAAUGUUGGCAAAUUAAAAUGCAAAAAUAAACAUUAAUUGUUUUGUCACACUCGCAGCACGACCAACCGAAAAAAUAAAGAACAGAACAGAAA
Drosophila takahashii is the source of this 864-nucleotide messenger RNA. RefSeq lists its product as uncharacterized. The record is from RefSeq and is a predicted model, not a curated record. NCBI's taxonomy places the organism in Eukaryota, Metazoa, Arthropoda, Insecta, Diptera, Drosophilidae.